Limulus polyphemus (Atlantic horseshoe crab) is the source of this 2990-nucleotide messenger RNA. Its product is annotated as tudor and KH domain-containing protein-like. The transcript is spliced from 7 exons. Gene Ontology annotation, biological process: spermatogenesis. The record is from RefSeq and is a predicted model, not a curated record. Lineage: Eukaryota; Metazoa; Arthropoda; Merostomata; Xiphosura; Limulidae. Gene Ontology annotation, molecular function: RNA binding. Bases 469 to 1896 code for a protein of 475 amino acids.
UAACUUAGUUGAAAUAAACAUAAAAAUAUUUUGGGACUGAAGAUUUUUAAAUAGAAAGUAUGCGUAGUAGUUAAGCCUAAUGUUAAUAUUAGAUUAGAAUGAAAUAUUUCUGUUGUAACAGUGCUCUCUUUAUAAGGUUGUAAAGGCUGAAGAACGAACAUGGUGAUAUUUCAAGUAUCUGCUGUCUUUACAUUACUAUAUAGAUGAUCUACGAUAACAUAGGUUGUAAAGGCUGAAGAACGAACAUGGUGAUAUUUCAAACAAAGUUGCCAACACAAGCACUUGCUGUUAAAGGAAAUGCUCAUCCAUGAGGUAGUUACUAUUCUAUCUUGUUUUGGCAUCUAUUAUGAGCUUAUAUUGUGAGAGACGGAGCUGUUCUUGUCUCUCCUUGAAUAAAGAGGCAGUAGUAGUGCUUUAAGGUUCAUAAAGGUCUAAACCUCAAAGGACAGAAAGUCACUGGAACAAAUAAUGGAGAAACCUAGUGUUUUUACACUGCCUAAUGUUAAAUUUUCAAGAAUCGCAUUGCUGUUAGCUGUUGGCUUGAGUGCUUCAGUGUCAUCAUUACUUUUUUAUCUUGUAUUUAUUAAAAAAGAUGAUUUGGAGGAACAGCUAGAAUUAAGCACAAAAGGAGGCAGGAAAUCUCAACAAGUAACAACAUCUCGACAAACAGUUAUCCAUGUGAAUGUUCCCAAGAGUGCUAUUGGUGGAGUUAUUGGAAGGCAAGGAUCUACCAUAAAAAAGAUUCAGGAGCAGACUAACACAAAAAUCAAAUUUGAAGAAAAAGGUUUGGAUGUGGAGGAGAAGGUGGCUGUAAUCCGAGGCUCUCCUGAAAAUGCUCAAGAAGCUGAGAAUCUUCUUUACCAGUUGAUUAAUGAGCAGCCACAGAUACUCACUGAAGAUGUUUUUGUUCCUGUCAGAGUUUGUGGGCGCAUCAUUGGUCGUAAUGGAGACACCAUCAGGACCAUGUGCCGAAUAUCUGGUGCAAAAAUAACUCUAGACAGAGGUGGCGAUGAGCGAGAUCCAGAUAAUCAGAAACGUGUUACUAUUAGAGGAACACGGGAUCAAAUAGAUAUUGCCAUAUCAUUAAUUGAUGAGAAACUUGCUGAAGAUGAAGCCUUCCGACAAAAAAUCUCCUUGUCUUCUUCCUCAGCACAAACACUGCAGCACAGGGGCAGACCUCUAAGUAUUGGAGCAUCUUCGGAUGAAGCUAAUGUAUCUUCACAUCAAGAGCUACAACAAGAACUUUUAGUUCCUUCUGCUGCAGAUGGCUACACUGAAGUUUUUGUUUCUGCUGUUGAAAAUCCUGGUAGUUUCUGGGUACAGACAGUGGGAACUAAAUCUGUCCAGUUGGAUAAGAUGGUGGAAGAGAUGACGGAGUUUUAUACACAACAGUGUAACCAGGAGCUAACCCGAGUGUCUCAGGUAUCUGUUGGAGACAUAGUGGCUGCACCUUUUGAACAUGAUCACUGCUGGUAUCGUGGCAUUAUUGUUAAUAUCCACGAAGAUGACUACAACCUAGAUGAGAGUGAGAUCACCAUUCAUUUUGUUGACUUUGGAGAUUACUGCAAGCUGAAAAGGAAAGAGCUCUGUACUCUUUUACCAAUCUACAAAGUAUUGCCAUUUCAAGCCAUUGAGUGUCGACUUGCAUGGUUGCAACCAAAAGGUAGUGUGUGGAAUGAUGAAGCCACAAACCUGUUUGAAAAACUGAGUCAUGUGGCUCAGUGGAAAGUUCUUAUGGCCAAACAAGUAAGCUCUCUCAAAAAACAGAGUGAACAGAGAGAAGUGACUGUAUAUGCUGUAGAGUUAAUAGAUACAAAUGAACCUCAAGACAUCAACAUAGGAUUAGAACUUGUACAAAAAGGUUAUGCUAUGGUUAAUAAAAAUAACAGAUCUUAAGGUUGCAGAAACUAAGAAUAAAUAAAGUAUUAUGUGGCUUACUUUUGACUCUUCAAAUGUACUGUAGUUGCUAUUGUGCUUACAGACAAAACAUGCAAAGUAACAUCUGGCAAGUUAGGAGAAACUUAUCAUUUUGUUGUAAAAUGAAGUAGAUAUUUUGUGCAUGUUUGACAAUUAUUAAGGGAAUUACCGAGAUGUAGACAAGAUUUUUUUUUCUAUCAUUACUUGAUUCAUUGAAUGAUUGAGGAAGCAAGUUUGAAUUUUUUUUAUUUGUAUACUACUUUCUACAAGUUAAACUUGUUUAAGUUGCUAAGCUGCUAGUGUACAAGUAAUGAAAAUAAACGUUUCUGUAAUAGCUGUUAAAGGAAAGUAUAAAACUUGAAAACUGUUUACUACAAAUCAAAGUUACUGUUCAUAAUAAUAAUAAAAUAACACAGUAAACAGAAAGAACUGUCAGAAGUCUGAUAUCAGAGAAGCUAGUUUUAAUACAUUCAUGCAUCGUCUUCAGUCUUACGUUGUCUUCUGGCAAGAAAAAAACUGGUCAACAAAUGCUUACAUGACUGCUGAUCAUGGAAUUCCCUUAGGGAGGCUUUUGAUUAAGCAACUUUCAACAAUUCUUGUUUUUAUGUAGUUAUAGGUGUUGUAUAAAAUUCUUCUUCAUUUCCAAUUGAUUUGAUGGCCAGAAUCUCUCAUAUGAAGAAAAAAGGUAUUGUUUUUUAUUCCAUACAGUGUCUUUUAUAUUCAGAAACUUGUGUCAAGACUUCCUCCGGUUUCACCUAUAUAAUCUUUCUCACAGGAUUGGUAUUGUAUAAUAUAAACACCUUGUUUUUUUAUCUUCAAGUGUUUUUCUGUUUGAAGUUAGGUUAUUUUUAAUGGUGUUCAGAUAUUUGUAUAUCAUUCUAAAGUUAUUCUUCCUUAAUAUUUUCUCAAGGGGUUCAAUGUUAGUGUUGUAGCCAGUAUAAAGUGUUUUCACAUUAUCAUUGGUUGAUCUUUCUUUAUCUUCAUGAAACAAGGUUUUUCUUACUUUGAGAUGGUAAUUUGUAAUGAAAUGUUAUCAAAAUGAAGUUCUUUGAAAACAGAAAAGAUAUAUUUAA